Molecule: messenger RNA, 2820 nt
Organism: Cylindrotheca closterium
Lineage: Eukaryota; Bacillariophyta; Bacillariophyceae; Bacillariales; Bacillariaceae
Source: the annotation of a GenBank genome assembly
AUGAGCGGAAAAAAUGACGACACGGAAAACAAAUCUGCCGAUGAAAAGGCUGAAGAAGCCUUGAUGAAAGCUUGCACAUUGAGCCGCGACGUGUCCAUGGAAGAGUGCCAUCAGCUUGUCAAGACCAUUCUCGAGUCUGCCAAAUAUGCCCCAGUCCUUCCCGUCCUUAUUUGUCACCUUCGAAAUCACGAAAAGAGUUUGGUAGAAGGACAGGGCUCCGGCGAGCGAAAUGUUGCCGAACGAUUGGCAGUCGCGCUCUACCUAUGCGACGAUGUGAUGGGACGUGUCCUCUUCAAGUUUUUGGUCCUGUUUGGAUCUUGGAAGAGUCUCUUGAACAUCCUAUGCUUAUGCGAUGCUCUAAACAACCCAGAAGCCAUGAAAGAAAAAGCUGAAAGGAAAGGAAAAGCCAAAACAAAGAAACGAAAAAAGGGCGCAAAUGACGAGGAUGAUGUCGAAAAGGACAAGGGUGAUGAAAUCAAACUGACGAGCGCUGCAGAAUCUGGACCCUACAUGGACCUUUGUCAUGACAUUCACGAUUAUUUUGUGGAACAGCUGAGACGUGACAAAGCUGCCAUUGAUGCAGGAGAAAAAAAGGUAUCCAAUGCUAGCAAGUAUGCUCCACAUGAACGGCGUGGACGAGACUUGACGUCCUUGCAUGCUGACGAAAUAGCUAAGAAGAUCUUUCCGAAUGAGGGAGAUAGCGGUGGUGAUAAUAAGCACUAUCUUCGAAAGCUGUAUCGCAAACUACGCUCUCAAUUGAAUCAAACCAAUGAAUAUCUACCGGAUCGCAAAUUGGCAUUGGGAAAAGCGGAUCAGCUUCAAAUGCAUCAAAUUACAGCAGGAUACUUUGCCAAGUCUAGAAAGGCGCUGUUGAAUCGCAACAAAGAUGGACAAGAGCGUUACGAUUCAGAGCCGAGGAGAAACUUGAGAAGACUAGUCUUGGAGGCAGCUGCAACUCCUCAGAAAGUUCCAACACCUUCGGACCUACAGCAGCUGGCAACGGAUAUCAGUUUUAUUGUGGACGACGAUGACGAAGAGUUGAUCUUGCUUCAAGCCAGCUUUGAAAAGGCUGUAAUGGUAGUUACGGAUAGGAUUCACGAGUUGCAAAACACUCUCAAGAGUAUGAUGACGUCUCUCUCCAUGAGUAGACCAGAAGAGUUGAGCGUUUUGAACCUUGAUGAUGUUUUGAUGGCUAUUGAUGUUAGUCCAUCCCAAGCUUAUACAUUUCCACUGGUCGCACUACUGGUUAUUCUGUUCCACACCGUCAUCAACAAGUUAAAGGAGGAAGAAGGAAAGGCCGAAGCAAUGGAUGAAGAUGGAGACCAAAAGAAGAUGACCGCUCAUGAGUGUGUCCUGUUCCAUCAGACAACUCAAACCAUACCCGUACCCGUGACGGGUACCAUCCGCCAAAGAUUGUCAACGCUCGUCAAGUCGUUCCGAGAAGCUCGUUUGACAGUCGAUGGGCAAGAGAGCGGGGAGAAUGAGUAUACCAGUCUCUUGCAAACUUUGAAGUCGAAAGUGACAGGUCGCCCAGAAGCACCUGUUCUGGUUUGCUCGGACUUUGCUUCCUCUCCUGAGUUUGCCAUCGCGGUGGAAGAACAGUUCGCCGAUGUGGGAAACGAAUUGUGUUGUUGGAAAUUGUCCAAGCCCACAAGGAUCCGCAAUCGCAAAAUUGUAUCUUGGGACUCGGCGAAACCUCAAAUCGAUCUUUGCAUUUGCCUUGAUACAACUGGGUCCAUGGGGAGUCAUAUUGAGAGUUGCAAGAGUGAGAUUCUAAAUCUUCUCAAUGACUUGAUGGCGGGGGGAGGAAUGGCAGUGUCCUGUUCCUUUGUCUCAUACAAAGACUUUACAAACGCAGGACACUUGGAAACUCAUGACUGGGUUAGUGCGUCGGAUGCCGCUGGAACUGCGUCAUUACGCCGAUUCAUUACUGGCUUGAGACCGACGGGUGGAGACGACUGGGAAGAAGAUGUCGCCGGUGGUUUCGAGAAGUGCAUUGAUCUGAUGAAAAAGAAGAAGGAUCAAUCAAGUCUCAAGCUGGUAUUGUUGAUUGCCGACGCCCCUGCCCAUGGAUAUCCAGACGGUAGACCAAAUUACAAUGGAGUCGAUCAAAAAGAAAGGUUGCGAAAAGCAACUCGCCGGUUGGCAGCAGCACCUCACAACGGUGGAUUUGGUUGUGAGCUCAUGUUUGCGGAAAUCAAUCCUAAUACAACCGGAAUGUGUGACGCCAUUGACAAAGUCCUCGAACCUGAAGGGACCUAUAUUGAUCAGUUCGAAAUGGGGCAAGCGAAAAGUAGCGUUUUCCGAGAAAAGAUUGUGGCGAGCGUUCAACAAGUGGUGUCCCAUGCUGUUGCGCCACCAGCCGCUGUAGGCUUGGAUGUCAUUUCUGGCACAGACAUUGGUAUCUGUGAACGUCUCCUUGCAAGUCGACUAAGCAACCGGUUGCAACAGCUUCUUGAGAAGAAAGCAGAGGAGGAGAAGGAGGAGGAGGAGGAGGACACGGAGAUGAAUGAGGAUUCUGGUGAGGCAAAACCCAAGAAAGCUUUGCCAACAGCGUUGGGGAACUUGUUGGGAAAACUGGAUGGAGAAGCAUACAACAUGGUCCGACAUGCCAUGGGAACCGUCAAAACAGGAUUAUAUGCUUCAUAUCAAGUUCCCACAAAUUCGGGACUUUCUGAGGCAAGCGUUUUGAGCCUGAUCAAGGCAGGCAUCACAAUGGAAGAUUUGAUAGCAAACGGUUACCCAAAACAUAUUCAAGAUAUGUUUGAGGAAGUCUUGCGCGGUAUGAUGACGCAAGGGGCCGGAAAAAUAAAUGGAUAG